Molecule: messenger RNA, 1365 nt
Organism: Ostrea edulis (European flat oyster)
Lineage: Eukaryota; Metazoa; Mollusca; Bivalvia; Ostreida; Ostreidae
Product: delta(14)-sterol reductase LBR-like
Exons: 8
Coding region: 86-1336 (416 amino acids)
Biological process (GO): sterol biosynthetic process
Cellular component (GO): endoplasmic reticulum membrane; nuclear inner membrane
Molecular function (GO): oxidoreductase activity, acting on the CH-CH group of donors, NAD or NADP as acceptor
Source: RefSeq, a predicted model, not a curated record
CUGGUGAGUAGCGUAACGCCCUCUGGUGAGAGAUUGUCACCUUAUCAGUCUUCAAUUCAGAUAAAAUAUAUCAACUAUCUUUACUAUGUCACUAAAAGAUGAGAAGAAACGGUAUGAGAUGGGCGGACCCUGUGGUGCUGCUGUACUGUCCGUCCUUUAUAUUGCUUUCACUUACUUCAACACAGAAAAAUGCGUCACUGGUGAAUGGACUCUUUUCCGAUUACCGAAAAUAAAUUGGGAUGUUCGACAUUGGUUUGACACGUCCAGUUCCCUUUGUCUGUUGGCAUGGUUCGUGGUCCAGCUACUCUUGUAUACAGUACCGGUUGGGAAAAUAGGAUAUGGACCCACACUAAAAGGAGGCAAGACACUGCAGUACAGACUUAAUGGCCUGUUUGUCUUGAGCACAAAUCUUCUCGGCCUCGUUGUGGCUUUCAUCGUUGGUUUACCUAUCAAUGCCCUCAUUCAGAAUAUGCUGCAGCUGUUGACAGCCGGGAUUUUAGCAUGUCUUUUGUUGAGCUGUGUUUCAUACCUCUGUGCAGCACAAGUUGAAGACUGGAAGCUGAAUCCAAAGGGAAACACAGGUCAUGCUUUUUACGAUUGGUUCAUUGGAAGAGAGCUCAAUCCUCGAAUCGGACCAAUCGACGUGAAGUACGUCAUUUUUCGGAGUGGCAUCAUUGGUUGGAUGUUGCUGAACUUUGCAAAUUUAAUUUUGGCAUUCGCAGAGAGCAAAAUUUCGGUUUCGCCGAACUUGGUUCUGUUGGAAGUGAUCCAGUUCUUUUACGUGUUGGAUUACUUUUGGUUGGAGGAGGGAAUUCUUAUGUCACGUGACAUAGUACACGAAGGUCUUGGAUUUAAUAUAGCCAUGCAAUUCUUGAUGAUCCCAUUCUCAUUUUGUACCCAAUCGAGAUAUGUGACCACAACUGGAUACUCAUCUUCUUGGAUUAUGCUUCUGAUAAUUUUUACCAUUUAUGCGACUGGAUACUGGAUCUACAGAGCCAGUAAUUCGGAGAAAAAUAAAUUCAGGCAUAAUCCAGACGAUCCUGCAUUAGCAUACUUGAAGUCAAUGCAAACAAAAUCUGGAAAACGUCUACUGAUCUCUGGUUGGUGGGGAGUGUGUAGACAUCCAAAUUAUCUGGGCGAUUUGUUGAUAUCUUUGAGCUACUCAUUAUGCACAGGUAUGGGACAUUUUAUGCCUUAUGUGGGCUUUGUCCUCCUGUUGAUGUUGCUGAUUGACAGAGAGAAACGGGACUCCCAGGGAUGCAAAGAGAAGUACGGAACAGACUGGGACAAAUACUGUCAAAUUGUAAAAUACAGAAUUAUUCCAGCAAUCUAUUGAAUUCAAAUAAAAUAGCACAGGAGUUGGUA